Molecule: messenger RNA, 2514 nt
Organism: Bombyx mandarina (wild silkworm)
Lineage: Eukaryota; Metazoa; Arthropoda; Insecta; Lepidoptera; Bombycidae
Product: sodium-independent sulfate anion transporter
Biological process (GO): transmembrane transport
Cellular component (GO): membrane
Source: RefSeq, a predicted model, not a curated record
ACAUGUCCGAGUGCGAAGGUGACACUCGUGCAAAUCUCAAGAAAAACAGAUGAAUUCAAUUCCAAAGAUAAGUGAGAAUUGUUUGUUCGGAAUGUUGACUCCAGCAGACUCGACGCUCGCUUGAUAAGUCGAGUAGCAGCAGAGUGCGCGCAGCCGCCAGCGCCGCCAGUGCCGCCCGACCAGUGCCCGCUGUCAGUUCAUGAACCACUACACACUACGUACUAAAACUGAAUGAUGAAUGUGGACGACGGACUCCCGCUGACGACGAGCGAUAAACAGAACCGCACUUGGCGUCGGCUUGUGAAGAAGAGACUGCCGAUCUUGGAGUGGGCUCCACAGUACGACCGCCUGACGGCCGUGGCGGACUUGGUGGCCGGGGUCACGCUGGGCCUUACCCUGGUGCCGCAGAGCAUUGCAUACGCAUCCCUCGCUAACUUACCUGUUCAAUAUGGAUUGUAUUCUUCUUUUAUCGGUACAAUGCUGUACGUCAUCCUGGGUACAGUCAAAGAGGUGUCGAUAGGUCCGACGAGCUUGAUGGCGCUGUUCACCCUUCAGAUCUGCCGAGAGCUGCCCAUUGAAUUCGUGGUACUACUCACGUUCCUUUCCGGAUGUAUCGUCUUUGUUAUGGGACUUUUGAGAUUGGGUUUCCUAGUAGAUUUAAUAUCACCUUCAGUGACGAGCGGCUUCACGUCAGCGACCGCAAUCAUCAUCGUCGCCGGACAAGUGAAGGGGCUGAUAGGACUGAGCUUCGUCGCGGAGUCGGUGGCGGACAACGUGUACUUCGUGGUCAGCAAGUGGAGGGACAUAAGGCUGGCUGACUGUGCACUUGGGGCCGUCUGCUGCACCGUUCUACUUCUCUUGAGGAAAUUGAAAGACGUGCAAGUGAGCCCCAAACAGACCAAGUUGAAGAAGGCUCUGUGGCUGGUGUCGAUCAGCCGGAACGCCAUCGUCGUGCUCGCGGCUUCUGUCUUCGCUUUCUACACACACAAUCCUCAGAAACCAAUGUUCAAGUUGUCAGGUCUAGUGGAGCCGGGCCUGCCCCCACUCUCGCUGCCGCCGUUCAGCGCCUCCCUGCACAACAGCACGCUGCGGCUGCAGGACAUGGUGCUCCACCUCGGCAGCGGCGUUCUCAUGCUCCCGAUAGUCAUGGUGCUUGCCAAUAUUGCCAUCGCAAAGGCUUUUUCUGUUGGUGAGAAGCUGGACAUAACUCAGGAGAUGAUGACCCUGGGCCUGUGCAACAUCGCCGGCUCGUUCGUCCACGCCAUGCCGACGUGCGGCGCCUUCACCCGCUCCGCCGUGUCGCACUCCAGCGGCGUGCGCACCCCCGCCGCCGGACUCUACUCCGGUAUAAUAACGCUGCUGGCGCUGCUGUUCCUGACACAAUACUUCUACUUUAUCCCAAAGGCGUGUUUGUCGUCGGUCCUCAUCUGCGCGGUCAUAUUCAUGAUAGAUAUUGAAACAGUUCUCCGGCUGUGGCGACGGGACCGCAUGGAGCUCUCCGUGCUGGCGCUCACCUUCGUGACCAGCAUCGCGCUGAACGUGGAGCUGGCGGUGCUGGCCGGCAUCCUGGCGAGCCUGGCGCUGCUGGUGCGGCGCCUCAUGCGGCCCGCCCUGCACGCGGCGGCCGUCAAGACGGGGUCGGGGGAGGUGUGCGUGGUGCGCGUGACGCAGGGCGCCGUGUACCUGAGCGCGGAGCUGGUGGGGCGGCGCCUGCAGUGGGCGGCCGCGCGCUCCGCCCCCCGCGCGCUGCUCGUGGACUGCACCCGCCUCACGCUGCUCGACUACACCGCGCAGCAGGUUUUUGAAAGAGUUAUUAAAAAAAUCAAGAAUGACAAUCAGAAGAUACUAUUUUAUAAUGUUCCCGUAGAAUUGAUGAGUCAAAUGGAAAACAUAGAAGGAGUUAUAAAACAGUCAUUCAGAGCGACCUCAGUGCAAGAAGCACUCGCUGUCAUCGAGGAAAAAGCUGUUGAAGCCAACGAAUCCACCGCGCUGAUGGCGACAGAACCAGGCAGCCGCGAUAACGUGGAGCUAUAUAAUCCUGUAGUUCAAACAAACUUUACUAAAUAAAAUUCAUUAGUUUUAAUUAAUAAUAGAAAAAUCGAAACUUCCAACUUUGUUAUAGAUUUAGUUUAAGAAUCUUUAUAUCGAGGGGUGAUAGGAUAUUUUGUUUAAGCGAUAUUUUUGCAACUUUACCGGAGAGCCAUUUAAAUAUAAAAAUUUAGAAAAUAUAACAAAAAAACAGUUCUUCAGCUAGUAUUUGAAUGGAGUAAACGUAAUUGAAGUUCAAUUAAAAAACAUCGCACUGCUGAUUCUGACACCAAAUAAACGUACCUUUAAAUACAAAGAUAAAUAUUAAGCGAAAUGUCGCUUAAACCAAAUAGCCUUUCACCCCUCGAUAUGGUUUUAAAUCUGUUACAGAAAUGUUUAUAAUGUAAAUGAUAGUAUUAGUAAGCUAAUUUAUGUAAUAAAUUUACGUGUUUAGAUUUUGGUAAUUGUUAAAGUUGUUGAAAAUAA